Lathyrus sativus (Indian pea) is the source of this 1623-nucleotide messenger RNA. The record is from the annotation of a GenBank genome assembly. Lineage: Eukaryota; Viridiplantae; Streptophyta; Magnoliopsida; Fabales; Fabaceae.
AUGGAGACUCUAUCAUCUUUAAGAAGUUUUAUAACUAUUCUUUUAAUCAUGUUCUUUGUUUUGCUUUCUAACACUUCUGGUCAAGCACAUGGGUAUCUUCUUUCAAGGCAUAAGCCAAUUUUUAAUCACUUAUCUGCAUCACAGAUGGUAGAAACAACGACAACUAAUCAAUAUGACUCUAUAUUGAAAUUUUUAAAUUCUUCAAGCUUUCCAAACCGUGCAUCAUUUCCACAAGGUUUCCUGUUUGGUAGCGGAUCUUCUGCCGUUCAGAUUGAAGGAGGAUGUGAUGAAGGAGGAAGAGGACUUGGUAUAUGGGAUGAUAUAGUUGUUCAAAACAAAGAUGUAUAUUUAGACGUUGAUAAAUUUCCAUUAAAAAUUGAUCAUUACAAGCGAUAUAAGGAGGAUGUGCAACAUUUGAAGAAGCUCGGAAUAAAUUCUUAUAGAAUGUCAAUUUCUUGGAGUAGAAUAAUGCCGGACGGGACCUUGAAAGGAGGCAUAAAUCAAGAAGGUAUCAACUUUUACAAUAAUUUGAUCGAUGAGUUACUCGAAAAUGAUAUUGAACCUUUUGUGGGUAUCAUGCAUUUUGACUAUCCAUUAGCUCUUAAACAAAAGUUUGGAGGCUUCUUAAAUCUCUCAAUUGUGAAAUAUUAUAAGGAUUAUAGUGAACUCUUAUUUAAAACAUAUGGAGAUCGGGUAAAACAUUGGACUACAAUCAAUGAGGCAGAAGUCACUGCUCUAUUUCAAUUCAUGUUCAACCUUGAUAAAGUAUCUACUGAUCAGACAUGCAAAAAUACUAAAAUAUGUACACAAGCAUAUACUCUCGUUCACAACUUCCUCAUUGCCCAUGCUACCGCGUCAAAGUUGUACUCAACAAAAUUUAAAGAAAUACAAAAGGGAGAAAUUGGACUUGCUCUUUCAUCAGGAAGAUAUGUUCCAUACAGUUCCGAACUAGAAGACGUGGUUGCUUCUCAAAGACUAAUGAAUUUUUAUUGGGGAUGGAUUUUAGAUCCAGUCUUCCAUGGAGAUUAUCCACAAAUAAUGAAGGAGCUGGUGGGAAAUAGAUUGCCCAAAUUCACUAAAAAGGAAAAACACCUGUUAAAAGGGAGCACAGACUUUAUUGGACUCAAUUAUUAUACUUCUCAUUUUGCUAGACAUGAAUCAAACAAAACAAAGAUUAUGUUUGACAAUUAUGAUGCCUUAGCUGUUUCAGAAGUUUUUAAUGCAAAAGGAGAAACUCUUGGUUAUAAGGAUCAAUACAGCGGGACUAAUGUUUAUCCCGAAGGAUUAUAUAAUAUGUUAGUCUAUGUUAAGGAAAAGUAUAAAAAUCCCAAAAUCUACAUCACUGAAAAUGGUAUUUCUUCUCCUAAAAUUCAAAAUCCUUUAAAAGAUGAACAUCGAAUUGCUUAUAUCGCAGCACAUAUAAACGCUACUAAAGCAGCAAUUGAUGACGGCGUAAACGUCCAAGGUUAUUUUUUGUGGGCAGCAUUUGAUACAUAUGAAUUUCAAGCAGGCUAUUCUGAAAAUUGGGGUCUUUAUCAUACUGAUUUUAAUGAUAGUCUAAAACGCCUACUUGACACGGCUAAUUGGUACAAGAAAUAUCUCACGCACGAUUUAAAAAACUAA